Hemicordylus capensis (graceful crag lizard) is the source of this 11784-nucleotide messenger RNA. It is a transcript of the gene RELN, whose product is annotated as reelin. The transcript is spliced from 66 exons. NCBI's taxonomy places the organism in Eukaryota, Metazoa, Chordata, Lepidosauria, Squamata, Cordylidae. Gene Ontology annotation, molecular function: lipoprotein particle receptor binding. Gene Ontology annotation, biological process: central nervous system development; neuron migration. The record is from RefSeq and is a predicted model, not a curated record. The coding region runs from base 116 to 10624 and encodes 3502 amino acids.
CUUUCCUCAUUGACUAAGCUUGUGUCUUCUGCGGCGCUCUGCUUCUUUCCUGCCCCUUCUCCUGUUCCCCUCUGAAUGACCGUGUGGAGUUGGCGGCGGCGGAAGCAGGCAAAGCAUGGAGCUAAAGCGGCCACCACGGAGUUUCCCUCGAGAACGGACUUGCUUCUCGUCGCUGGCGCUGCUGCUGCUGCCUGUGCUGCUGGGGCUGCUGCUCUCGCUGUCCCAAGUGGCCCAGGGGGCCGCGAGGUAUUACCCCCGCUUCUCGCCUUUCUUUUUCCUCUGCACCCACCACGGGGAGUUGGAAGGGGAUGGGGAGCAAGGAGAGGUGCUCAUUUCCCUCCACAUUGCUGGGAACCCAACCUUCUAUGUGCCGGGACAAGAAUAUCAUGUGACUAUUUCAACAAGCACCUUUUUUGAUGGCUUAUUGGUCACGGGACUCUAUACGUCUACCAGUGUUCAAGCUUCACAAAGUAUUGGCGGGUCCAGUGCUUUUGGAUUUGGAAUAAUGUCUGAUCACCAGUUUGGAAAUCAGUUCAUGUGCAGUGUGGUUGCAUCACACGUAAGCCAUCUACCAACAACAAAUCUCAGUUUUGUUUGGAUUGCCCCACCUGCAGGAACGGGCUGUGUGAAUUUUAUGGCAACAGCUACUCACAGGGGCCAAGUUAUAUUCAAGGAUGCCUUAGCCCAGCAGUUGUGUGAACAGGGAGCUCCAACAGAAGCUCCUUUGCAUCCUCUUUUAGCUGAAAUGCACAGUGAAAGCAUUAUACUACGAGAUGACUUUGAUUCUUAUCAGCUGCAAGGACUGAAUCCUGCAAUGUGGUUUGAAUGCAGUAAUUGUGAGAUUGGAGGCCAGUGUGGUGUAAUUAUGCAUGGCAAUGCUGUCACUUUCUGUGAGCCAUAUGGGCCAAGAGAAUUGAUUACAAAUGGCCUCAAUACAACCACAGCUUCUGUGCUUCAGUUUUCGAUUGGGUCAGGUUCAUGUCGUUUUAGUUAUUCAGAUCCCGACAUUGUUGUGUCCUACUCAAAGAAUAAUUCCGCAGAUUGGAUUCAGUUGGAGAAAAUUAGAGCUCCUUCAAAUGUCAGCACUAUCAUCCACAUUCUUUACCUUCCUCAAGAAGCCAAAGGAGAAAAUAUUCAGUUUCAAUGGAAACAGGAAUUUGUACAUGCUGGUGAUGUAUAUGAAGCCUGCUGGGCAUUGGACAAUAUUUUGAUCAUAAAUGCAGCUCACAGACAAAUUGUUUUAGAAGAUAAUCUUGAUCCUGUGGACACAGGCAACUGGCUGUUCUUCCCUGGAGCCACCAUUAAGCAUAGCUGUCAGUCAGAUGGGAAUGCAAUUUAUUUCCAUGGAACUGAAGGCAGUGAGUUAAAUUUUGCCACAACACGAGAUGUGGAUCUUUCCACUGAAGAUGCCCAGGAGCAAUGGGCAGAAGAGUUUGAGAGCCAGCCCAAAGGGAUCCCUGCCUCAUUCAAUGCACAGGAUGGACGGUGUUCAGAGAAUGGGUGGGAUAUAUCUGGAGCUGUCAUUGGUACUGAAUGUGGAACCCUGGAAUCUGGUUCAUCAGUUGUGUUCCUCAGAGAUGGAGAGAGAAAAUUAUGUACUCCAUAUAUGGACACUACAGGUUAUGGAAAUCUGAGAUUUUAUUUCAGUAUGGGUGGAAGCUGUGAUACUGGAGAAGCCCAUGAAAAUGAUGUCAUGCUUUAUGCAAAGAUUGAAGGAAGAAAGGAUCACAUAAAUCUGGAUAUGAUGACUUAUGCUUCUUACAGGGUUCCAUCUUUGGUUUCGGUUGUCAUCAGUCCAGAACUUCAAACUCCAACUACCAAAUUCUGCCUCAAGCAAAAGAACCAUCAAGGUCAUAACAGAAAUGUCUGGGCAGUUGACUAUUUCCAUGUCCUGCCAGUUCUUCCUUCCACAGUGACUCAUAUGAUCCAGUUUUCUAUUAACCUGGGCUGUGGAACCCACCAACCAGGCAACAGUGUCAGUUUGGAAUUCUCCACUAACCAUGGUCGUUCCUGGACCUUACUUCACUCAGAAUGUUUGCCAGAGAUAUGUGCUGGAUCUCACCUUCCUCACAGCACAGUGUAUGCCUCUGAAAACUACAGCGGAUGGAACCGAAUCACUAUUCCCCUUCCAAAUGCAGCGUUAACCAAAAAUACCAGGAUUCGAUGGAGACAAACAGGACCAAUCCUUGGAAACAUGUGGGCAAUUGACAACAUUUACAUUGGGCCAUCUUGUCUCAAAUUUUGCUCGGGGAGAGGACAAUGCACUCGAACUGGCUGCAAAUGUGAUCCUGGCUUUUCAGGACCUGCAUGUGAAAUGGCCUCCCAGACUUUCCCUAUGUUUAUCUCUGAGAGCUUUGGCAAUUCCAGACUUUCUUCAUAUCACAACUUUUACUCUAUUCGUGGUGCUGAAGUCAGUUUCGGCUGUGGAGUCCUAGCAAGUGGCAAAGCCUUAGUUUUUAACAGAGAUGGGAGGCGCCAACUUAUCACUUCCUUUCUUGACAGCUCACAGUCCAGAUUCCUCCAGUUCACUCUGCGUCUUGGAAGCAAAUCUGUCUUGAGUACCUGCAAAGCACCUGAUCAGCCUGGAGAAGGAGUCUUACUGCACUACUCGUAUGAUAAUGGGAUUACAUGGAAACUGCUGGAGCAUUAUUCCUAUCUUAACUAUCAUGAACCAAGAAUAAUUUCAGUGGAACUACCAGAAGAUGCAAAACAAUUGGGCAUUCAGUUCCGAUGGUGGCAGCCAUAUCAUUCUUCUCAAGGCGAGGAUGUGUGGGCUAUUGAUGAAAUCAUCAUGACUUCUGUACUUUUUAAUAGCAUUAGCCUUGACUUCACUAACCUGGUGGAAGUUACUCAGUCUCUUGGAUUCUACUUAGGAAAUGUGCAACCAUACUGUGGCCAUGACUGGACACUUUGUUUUACAGGAGAUUCUAAACUAGCUUCUAGUAUGCGCUAUGUGGAAACACAAUCUAUGCAAAUUGGAGCAUCAUAUAUGAUACAGUUCAACUUGGUGAUGGGCUGUGGGCAGCAGUAUGCUCCUCAUAUGGACAACCAGGUGAAACUGGAAUAUUCCACUAACCAUGGCCUUACUUGGCAUCUGGUUCAAGAAGAAUGUCUUCCAAGUAUGCCUAGCUGUCAGGAAUUUACAGCAGCAAGUAUCUACCAUUCCAGUGAAUAUACACAGUGGAGAAGAAUCACAGUCCUUUUACCUCAGAAAACAUGGUCCAGUGCUACACGUUUCCGCUGGAGUCAGUGCUACUACACAGUACAAGAUGAGUGGGCUUUGGACAACAUCUACAUUGGGCAGCAAUGCCCACACAUGUGUAAUGGACAUGGCUGGUGUGAACAUGGUGUUUGCAGGUGUGAUACUGGAUACCAAGGCACUGAAUGUCACCCUGAAAAUAAUCUCCCUUCUACUAUAAUGUCUGAUUUUGAAAGUCCAAACAGUUUUGAAACAGAAUGGCAGGAAGUAAUUGGUGGAGAGAUUGUAAAACCAGAGCAAGGCUGUGGGGUCAUUUCAUCGGGAUCAUCUCUCUAUUUCAACAAGGCUGGAAAGAGGCAAUUGGUGAGCUGGGAUUUGGAUACCACAUGGGUAGACUUUGUUCAGUUCUACAUUCAGAUAGGUGGGGAGAGUUCUUCCUGCAACAAACCAGACAGCAGAGAAGAAGGUGUGCUACUACAGUACAGUAACAAUGGAGGUAUCAGCUGGCAUCUACUGGCAGAAAUGUACUUCUCUGACUUCAGCAAAUCCAGAUUUGUCUACCUUGAGCUUCCUGCUGCUGCAAAGACUCCCUGUACCAGGUUCCGCUGGUGGCAACCAAUAUUUUCAGGGGAAGGAUAUGACCAGUGGGCUAUUGAUGACAUCAUCAUUCUUUCAGAAAAGCUGAAGCAGAUCAUCCCUGUGGUUAACCCCACUUUACCUCAGAACUUUUAUGAGAAGCCAGCAUUUGAUUACCCUAUGAACCAGCUCAGUGUGUGGCUGAUGUUAGCUAAUGAAGGGAUACCCAAAAAUGAAUCUUUUUGUUCUGCCACUCCAUCAGCGAUGAUAUUUGGGAAAUCAGAUGGCAAUCGUUUUGCAGUGACUCGGGAUUUGACACUAAAACCAGGAUAUGUCCUUCAGUUCAAGCUGAACAUAGGUUGCACAGAUCAGUUCAGCAGUGCUGCUCCAGUGCUCCUUCAGUAUUCCCAUGACGCUGGCCUGUUCUGGUCAUUAGUGAAGGAAGGCUGCUACCCAGCAUCUCCUGGGGUCAAAGGAUGUGAAGGAAGCUCCCGGGAACUGACUGAGCCAACCAUGUAUUACACCGGAGACUUUGAAGAGUGGACAAGAAUUACCAUUGUCAUCCCAAGAUCUCUUGCAUCCAGUAAGACCAGAUUCCGCUGGAUCCAAGAAAGCAGCUCCCAAAAGAGUGUACCCCCCUUUGGCUUAGAUGGCGUAUAUAUCUCAGAGCCAUGUCCCAAUUAUUGCAGCGGUCAUGGAGAUUGCAUCUCUGGAGUCUGUUUUUGUGACUUGGGCUAUACAGCCUCCCAUGGGACCUGUGUGUCGAAUGUACCUAAUCACAGUGAGAUGUUUGACAGAUUUGAGAGGAAACUGAGCCCCCUCUGGUACAAGAUAACUGGAGGCCAGGUUGGAAAUGGCUGUGGGAUACUCAGUGAUGGAAAAUCUCUUUACUUCAGUGGACCUGGCAAAAGAGAAGCAAGAACAGUCCCUCUGGAUACUACAAGUAUCAGACUAGUUCAGUUUUAUGUGCAGAUUGGAAGCAAAACAAUUGGUGUAGGCUGCAACAAACCAAGAGCCAGAAAUGAAGGACUUGUAGUUCAGUAUUCAAAUGACAAUGGAAUAAGCUGGUAUUUGCUGAGAGAACUGGACUUCAUGUCUUUCUUAGAGCCACAGAUUGUAUCCAUAGAACUGCCUCGUGAGGCCAAAACAUCAGCCACUGCUUUCCGAUGGUGGCAACCUCAACAUGGGAAACAUUCAGCACAAUGGGCUUUGGAUGAUGUUCUUGUAGGAAUGAAUGACAGCUCUCAGACUGGUUUUCAGGAUAAAUUUGAUGGAUCUGUGGAUUUACAAGCUAGUUGGUACAGAGUCCAAGGGGGUCAAGUAGACGUUGAUUGUCUAUCUAUGGAUACUGCCCUCAUAUUCAGUGAAAAUACAAGAAAACCGCGUUAUGCUGAGACUUGGGAUUUCCAUGUGUCUGACUCCACCUUCAUGCAGUUUGAGCUGAACAUGGGCUGCAGCAAGCCAUUCAGUGAUUCUCAUAGCAUUCACUUCCAGUAUUCCCUAAACAAUGGGAGAGACUGGCACUUAGUGGCUGAGGAGUGUGUUCCUCCCAGGAUAGGCUGUCAACAUUACACUGAGAGUUCAGUUUACACAUCAGAAAGAUUCCAGAACUGGAAACGAAUUACUGUCUACCUUCCUCCUGCAACAAUCUCUCCCAGAACACGCUUCAGAUGGAUUCAACAUGAUUAUGCACCCAAUGGAGAUACAUGGGCUAUUGAUAAUGUCCUCCUGGCCACUGGAUGCCCUUGGAUGUGCUCGGGCCAUGGAAUCUGUGAUGCUGGCCGCUGUGUGUGUGACAGAGGUUUUGGAGGCCCUUACUGUGUUCCUGCUGCUCCUCUUCCUUCUGUUCUGAAAGAUGAUUUCAAUGGUAAUUUACAUCCUGAUCUUUGGCCUGAAGUUUAUGGAGCUGAGAGAGGAAACCUGAAUGGUGACACCAUCAAAUCUGGAACUACCCUCAUCUUUAAAGGGGAAGGGCUGAGGAUGCUCGUUUCAAGAGAUUUAGAUUGUACCAAUACAAUGUACAUCCAGUUUUCACUUAAAUUUUUAGCCAAAGGUACCCCAGAGAGGUCACAUUCCAUUCUGCUUCAAUAUUCCAUCAAUGGUGGUAUCACUUGGCACCUAAUAGAUGAAUUUUACUUCACUCAAACAACAGACGUCCUGUUCAUUAAUAUCCCACUGCCAUACACAGCACGAAUCAAUGCUACACGGUUCAGGCUCUGGCAGCCUUACAACAAUGGUAAGAAAGAAGAAAUCUGGAUUCUAGAUGAUUUCAUUAUUGGUGGAAACAACCUUAAGAAUCCUGUUAUCCUUCUGGAUACCUUUGACUUUGGUCCAAAAGAAGAGAACUGGUUUUUCUAUCCUGGUGGCAACAUUGGUCUUUAUUGUCCAUAUUCUUCCAAAGGAGCUCCGGAGGAAGAUUCUGCUAUGGUAUUUGUUUCAAAUGAAGUUGGGGAACACGCAAUUACAACAAGGGAUUUGAAUGUGAAUGAGAACACCAUAAUCCAAUUUGAGAUUAAUAUUGGAUGCACCACUGAUAGCUCAUCUGCUGACCCUGUGAAACUUGAGUUCUCACGAGAUUUGGGGGCAACCUGGCACCUGCUUCUUCCUUUAUGUUAUAGUAGCAGCAGCUACCUCAGCUCUCUAUGCUCUACUGAGCAUCAUCCAAGCAGCACUUACUAUGCUGGGACGACCCAGGGCUGGCGAAGAGAGGUCAUCCACUUUGGAAAGCUACACUUAUGUGGAUUAGUGAGAUUCAGAUGGUACCAGGGAUUUUAUCCUUCUGGAUCACAACCUGUGACUUGGGCCAUUGACAAUGUAUACAUUGGGCCACAGUGUGAGGACAUGUGUAAUGGACAUGGUAGCUGUGUCAAUGGGACAAAGUGCAUCUGUGAUCCUGGCUAUUCUGGACCAACCUGUAGAAUAAGCACUAAGAAUCCUGACUUCCUCAAGGAUGAUUUUGAAGGUCAACUAGAGUCUGAUAGAUUUUUGCUGGUGAGUGGCGGAAAGCCAUCCAGGAAAUGUGGGAUCAUGUCUGGAGGAAACAACCUCUUCUUUAACGAAGAAGGCUUACGUACGUUGAUGACACGAGAUCUGGAUUUGUCACAAGCCAGGUUUGUGCAAUUCUUCAUGAGACUGGGAUGUGGCAAAGCGAUCCCAGAUCCAAGAAGCCAACCUGUACUGCUACAAUAUUCUCUUAAUGGAGGUCUCACAUGGAACCUUCUUCAGGAAUUUCUCUUUAGUAAUUCAAGCAAUAUUGGGCGGUACGUUGCACUAGAAAUCCCUUUGAAAGCUCGUUCUGCUUCUACCCGACUGCGUUGGUGGCAGCCAUCUGAGAAUGGACAUUUUUACAGCCCAUGGGUAAUUGAUCAGAUCCUUAUUGGUGGAAACAUUUCUGGCAACACAGUCUUGGAAGAUGAUUUCAGUACCCUGGAUAGCAAGAAAUGGCUGCUCCACCCAGGAGGAACAAAGAUGCCAGUGUGUGGUUCUACUGGGGAUGCCCUGGUCUUCAUUGAGAAAGCUAGUACCCGCUAUGUUGUAACCACUGACAUUGCUGUCAAUGAAGAUUCUUUCCUGCAACUAGACUUUGCUGCUUCGUGCUCUGUCACUGAUUCCUGCUAUGCUAUUGAGCUGGAGUAUUCAGUUGACCUUGGUCUGACAUGGCACCCAGUAAUGAGAGACUGCCUCCCCACUAACGUUGAAUGCAGCAAAUACCACCUCCAGAGGAUUCUGGUGUCAGAUACUUUCAACAAAUGGACACGGAUUUCUUUACCACUUCCUCCUUACACCAGGUCUCAGGCAACCCGUUUCCGCUGGCACCAGCCAGCUCCAUUUGACAAGCAGCAAACGUGGGCCAUAGAUAAUGUCUAUAUUGGUGAUGGCUGUAUAGAUAUGUGCAGUGGCCAUGGGAAGUGCACUCAGGGGAAUUGCAUGUGUGAUGAAAAUUGGGGUGGACUAUAUUGUGAUGAGCCAGAGGUACCUCUCCCCACUCAACUUAAAGACAACUUCAAUCGUGCACCAUCCAAUCAGAACUGGUUAACAGUAAAUGGUGGGAAACUUAGCACUGUCUGUGGAGCUGUGGCUUCCGGGAUGGCUCUUCAUUUUAGUGGGGGAUGCAGCCGUUUGCUGGUUACAGUGGAUCUAAACUUAACUAAUGCAGAAUUCGUCCAGUUUUAUUUCAUGUACGGAUGUCUGAUAACUCCCAACAGUCGUAACCAAGGAGUUCUCCUUGAGUACUCUGUGAAUGGUGGCAUUACCUGGACGCUCUUAAUGGAAAUUUUUUAUGAUCAGUUCAGCAAACCUGGCUUUGUAAAUAUUCUCCUUCCUCCUGAUGCCAAAGACGUGGGAACCCGUUUCCGUUGGUGGCAGCCAAAACAUGAUGGUUUGGAUCAGAGUGAUUGGGCUAUUGACAAUGUGCUGAUAUCAGGGUCAGCUGAUCAGAGGACAGUGAUGUUGGACACUUUCAGCAGUGCACCAUUGCCACAGCAUGAACGUUCUCCCGCAGAUGCAGGACCCAUGGGAAGGAUCGCUUUUGAUAUGUUCAUGGAAGACAGGACAACAGUGAAUGAACAUUGGCUGUUCCAUGAUGACUGUUCAAUUGAAAGAUUCUGUGACUCUCCUGAUGGCGUCAUGAUGUGUGGUAGCCAUGAUGGCAGAGAAGUUUAUGCUGUCACUCAUGAUUUAACUCCUACAGAAAACUGGAUCAUGCAAUUCAAGAUUUCUGUUGGAUGUAAAAUGUCGGAAAAAGUUGCCCAGAACCAAGUGCAUGUGCAGUAUUCCACUGACUUUGGAGUAAGCUGGAGCUACCUAAUACCCCAGUGCUUACCUGCUGAUCCCAAAUGUUCUGGGAGUGUUUCACAGCCAUCUGUCUUCUUUCCAACAAAAGGAUGGAAAAGGAUAACUUACCCACUCCCUGAAAGCCUCGUGGGAAAUCCUGUGCGAUUUAGAUUCUAUCAGAAAUACUCUGAUAUGCAGUGGGGCAUUGACAAUUUCUAUCUAGGACCUGGUUGUAUAGAUAACUGUAGAGGCCAUGGAGACUGUCUGAAAGAACAAUGCAUCUGUGAUCCAGGUUUCUCUGGUCCUAACUGCUAUUUGACUCAGACUUUGAAGACUUUCCUGAAGGAGCGCUUUGACAAUGAAGAAAUUAGACCAGAUUUAUGGAAGUCCCUGGAAGGAGGCACUGCUUGCAUGGAGUGUGGAAUUCUAGCAGAAGAUACAGCUCUGUAUUUUGGAGGCACUACAGUGAGACAGGCUGUCACUCAAGACUUGGAUUUGCGGGGUGCAAAAUUUUUACAAUACUGGGGCAGAAUUGGGAGUGAAAACAACAUGACUACAUGCCACAGACCAACAUGUCGGAAGGAAGGAGUUCUGCUGGAUUAUUCAACAGAUGGAGGAAUAUCUUGGACAUUGCUCCAUGAGAUGGAUUAUCAGAAAUACAUCUCCAUCAGGCAUGACUACAUCCUGCUCCCUGAAGAUGCUUUAACUAAUACAACCCGUCUGCGCUGGUGGCAGCCAUUUGUGAUUAACAAUGGAAUUGUGGUUUCGGGCUUUGAUCGUGCUCAGUGGGCUCUGGAUAAUGUAUUGAUUGGGGGAGCAGAGAUCAAUCCCAGUCAACUGGUAGACAUGUUUGAUGAUGAAGGCACUUCCCAUGAAGAAAACUGGAGUUUCUAUCCAAACGCAGUCAGGACUGCAGGAUUCUGCGGCAACCCAUCAUUUCACCUUUACUGGCCAAAUAAGAAAAAGGACCAAACACCCAAUAUCCUGUCCUCCAGGGAGCUAAUUAUACAACCAGGAUACAUGAUUCAGUUUAAAAUUGUGGUUGGCUGUGAAGCAACAUCUUGUGGAGAUCUCCAUUCUGUAAUGCUGGAAUAUACAAAGGAUGCUAGGUCAGAUUCAUGGCAGCUUGUCCAAACACAAUGCCUCCCCUCCUCUUCUAAUAGUGUUGGCUGCUCCCCAUUUCAAUUCCAUGAAGCUACCAUCUAUAACUCUGUCAACAGCUCUACUUGGAAAAGAAUAACUAUACAGCUGCCUGAUCAUGUCUCAUCCAGUGCAACUCAGUUCCGGUGGAUUCAAAAAGGAGAAGAACCAGAAAAACAAAGCUGGGCUAUAGAUCAUGUGUACAUUGGAGAAGCCUGCCCAAAACUCUGCAGUGGCCAUGGAUACUGCACUACUGGAGCCAUUUGCAUUUGUGAUGAAGGAUACCAAGGUGAUGACUGCUCUGUUUUCAGCCACGACCUUCCCAGUUAUAUUAAAGAUAAUUUUGAAUCAGCGAGAGUCACUGAAAUAAACUGGGACACCAUUCAGGGUGGAGUUAUAGGGAAUGGAUGUGGACAGCUGGCACCAUAUGCACAUGGAGACUCUCUGUAUUUCAACGGAUGUCAGAUAAGACAAGCUAUAACUAAGCCCCUGGACCUAACCCGAGCAAGCAAAAUAAUGUUUGUUCUGCAAAUUGGAAGCCUUUCACAAACUGAUAGCUGCAACACCAAUCUGAGUGAUCCUAAUACUGUUGACAAGGCUGUGUUGCUCCAGUACAGUGUAAAUAAUGGAAUUACGUGGCAAGUCAUUGCACAACAUCAACCAAAGGACUUUAUUCAAGCCCAAAGAGUGUCUUACAAUGUACCACUGGAGGCACGAAUGAAAGGAGUGUUACUUCGCUGGUGGCAGUCCCGCCAUAGUGGCACAGGUCACGAUCAGUGGGCUCUGGACCACGUAGAAGUUGUUCAAGAUGAAAAAUCCUAUAUUGCUUCUAAACCUCAUCAGGCUUUUAUGACUAAUCACAGUGCUGCAUGCAUUGAAAUACAUUUUCUAAUUUGUGUUGUAUUUCAUUAUUUGCUGUCAUUGGUUUUACACUAGAGUAAGCACUCGCAAACAAAAUUACAUGAUGAAUUUUUCACGGCAACAUGGGCUCAGGCAUUUCUACAACAGAAGACGAAGGUCACUUAGGCGAUACCCAUGAAGAACAAGACAUUUCUUUUCUUUCCCCUCCCAACUUGUGAUGUGUCGCUUUCCAUUCUUUUCAAUCUAGCACUAAAGUCUGGUUUAUCAGGACUUUUUUCUUGAUGAAUAUUUCGAAAGCUUCCAUCAAGACAGCGUUACACCACUCUUUUCGCACUGUGAUCUAAUGAGAAGUGACUUAUUUUCUCAUAGGUAAAUGUUUUUAAUGUUGAUGUGUCUGUGAAAAAUUGUGAUCUGUUGUAAUACCAAGUUACAGUGGCAGUAUUGGAAGUAAGCAACUGGCUCUGUUUUUAAUAGGAAAAAUAAGCAUACCUUUAAGCACAAAGACUUUCCAUAUUUUAUGUCAGAAGCUACAGUAUUAAGUACAAUAUUUAACAUUCUUCGUCACAUAGGUAUUUAAUUGCACUGUAUUUCGGCUCUGUAUCAUAUUUUAUAUGAUUAAGUUAUCACUGUUUGUCCUCUAUAUUCUCUUCUACAAUUUGACACGUUGGCACUGUAUUUACUUGCUAUAACAAAUUUGCUGCUGAUUUUUUGGGCUACUUUCAGUUGGAUGCUACUUGUAAAAAAAAACUAAAAUGCCUAAUCAAAAAGAUAAUUGCAGAAGUGAUUGUACAAGAUACUGAUGUCCUUCAUUCUUCCUCUUUGAUAUGUCUGUUGGUUAUUGUUGUUUUGUGGGCAAGACAAAUGCUUGACAUUUAAACCUUUUCUACUAAGCAACUAUGGAUAAAGCUCUUCCCCUUCCAAGCAGAAGCCUCUGUUUCCUCGUCCAAAAACAAAACAAUCAUCUGUGGAUGAUUUACUUACAGUAACUGCCAUUUGGUCUCUGUAGUAAUGGAGUGGUUUGUAAGCAGUGAAUGUUUCUUCGUGUUUAUUUGUGGUUUGUUUCUAUUGUGGGUCACAUUGAUAUCUUCUGGUAAUGUUGUACCUACACCAGCAACAUAAUAAUGACCCUACUGCCCUAAACUGUCUAUGGUCAUGAAUAAAACAUGUUUCACUCUACAGUGAACCAAGAUUUAAAAAUAAUCCAAUGCUUCAAUAAAAAUAAUGUCUACAAAUGA